UCCCUGACCAUUCAGCUCUGCGCCCAUAUGUUCUCAUUGCUGUACCCCAAUACAGGUCGCUGCCUUUUGGACAGACCCAUUGAGUGGCUCCAGCUGCCGUCGGCGCUGCCGGGCGCCGUGUACCCCGCAGACCGGCAAUGCCAGCUGGCGUUCGGCCCCGACUCGCGGCACUGCGGGGACGUGCAGCCGCCCUGUGCUGCCCUAUGGUGCAGCGGCAUCGCGGGGGGCAGAGCCGUGUGCCAGACCAAGCACUUCCCAUGGGCUGACGGCACCCCGUGUGCAGCGGGACGCGUGUGUGCCAGCGGGCAGUGCGUGGGUACGGCCGCCAUGAGGGAGAUGCAGGUCCCCGUUGAUGGUUCCUGGUCGCCCUGGUCCCCCUGGAGCCGCUGUUCCCGGAGCUGCGGUGGCGGCGUUUCGUCCUCUCAGCGCUUUUGCUCCCGCCCCACACCGCGAAACGGCGGCCGGUUCUGCCGCGGGGAACGGCUGCGAUUCCGCUCCUGUAACAUCAACAAGUGCCCGGGGGGCAGCGCGUUCCGGGAGCAGCAAUGUGCCGCCUUCAAUCACCGCGUGCUCCCGGCGCUGCCGCCCGUUACCGACUGGGAGCCGCGUUACGGCGGCGUCGCGGCCGAGGAUCGAUGUAAAUUGAUCUGCCAGUCCCGGCAACUGGGCACGUACCAGGUGCUGCAGCCAAAGGUGGUGGAUGGGACGCCGUGCUCCCCGUCCAUCUCCGGUAUGUGUGUGUCCGGUCGUUGUGUCCCCGCGGGCUGUGACGGCGCCAUCGGCUCCAACAAGAGAUUCGAUAAAUGUCGGCGCUGCGGCGGGGACGGGACGGGCUGCGUCAGAGUGAGGGGGAGCUUCAGAGCAGCAGCCUCCGGGUACACUGACGUUGUGACCAUCCCCGCUGGCUCCACUCACAUCCUGGUCCGUCAGGGUCCCCCCCGCUCCCCCCACAUGGACAACAUCUUCCUCGCGCUCCGAGCCCCCAGUGGCCGCCCCCUCCUCAAUGGCGGCUCCGUCCUGGUGCCGUCGGAUCAUACAGUGACACUGACGGGGGGGGUGACACUGAGCUACAACGGGGCCACGGCCCCACAGGAGCAAUUAAUGGGGCCGGGGCCGCUCAUGGAGCCCGUGGUGCUGCAGCUGCUGGUGGGGGACGAGACGGAGCCGGCACGGCUCAAAUACAGCUUCUAUGUGCCCAUAAGGGAACAGCAGCAAUAAUAUGGGAUUCUAUGUGCCCAUAAAGGAACAGCAGCCAUAAUAUGGGAUCCUAUGGGAUUCUAUGGGACCAUAUAGGAACAGCAGCCAUAAUAUGGGAUCAUAUGGGACCAUAAAGGAACAGCAGCAAUAAUAUGGGAUCAUAUGGGAUUCUAUGGGACCAUAAAGGAACAGCAGCCAUAAUAUGGGAUCCUAUGGGAUUCUAUGGGACCAUAAAGGAACAGCAGCAAUAAUAUGGGAUCCUAUGGGACCAUAAAGGAACAGCAGCGAUAAUAUGGGAUUCUAUGGGAUCCUAUGGGACCAUAAAGGAACAGCACCAAUAAUAUGGGAUUCUAUGGGCCCAUAUAGGAACAGCACCGAUAACAUGGGAUCCUAUGGGACCAUAAAGGAACAGCAGCCAUAAUAUGGGAUUCUUCAGCCCCACAAAGGAACCAGCACCCACAACAUGGGCUUCUUCAGCCCCAUAAGUGGGUUUCUUCAGCCCCAUAAAGGACCAGCAUCCACAGCAUGAGCUUCUUCAGCCCCAUAAAUGGACUCUUUCAGCCCCAUAGAUUGGCUCCUUCAGCCCCAUAAAUGGACUCUUUCAGCCCCAUAGAUGGGCUCCUUCAGCCCCAUAAGGAACCAGCAUCAAUGUGGGAGUGACACAAGGCAGAGAUAUGGGGGACCCCACAGCAGCCACAACGUCAGCCGUUAUUCAUUGGGUUUAAUGUAUUGGGUUUAUUGUAUUUAUAGGGUUUAUUGUAUUGGGUUUAUUGUAUUGGGUUUAAUGUAUUGGGUUUAUUGUAUAGGGUUUAUUGUAUCUACCUCAAUGUAUCCCGGGGGUCCCAGCCCCCAGAACCACCCCUAUGUGCAUCUAUGGGGUUACUAAAAGCUAUUGAUGGA
Molecule: messenger RNA, 2097 nt
Organism: Coturnix japonica (Japanese quail)
Lineage: Eukaryota; Metazoa; Chordata; Aves; Galliformes; Phasianidae
Source: RefSeq, a predicted model, not a curated record